Molecule: messenger RNA, 1727 nt
Organism: Physcomitrium patens
Lineage: Eukaryota; Viridiplantae; Streptophyta; Bryopsida; Funariales; Funariaceae
Product: elongation factor 1-alpha
Biological process (GO): translational elongation
Molecular function (GO): translation elongation factor activity; GTPase activity; GTP binding
Source: RefSeq, a predicted model, not a curated record
CACCCGGAGGAGCUCACCGGUGUCCUCUUCAAGACUCUGGCUCCGACAGUACUUACACUCUCUUCCACACACUCUACUGUCUCUCUCUCCCCCCCCCCCACCUUUGCGUGGAUACGGUGGCGUUACUGCUGCACCCUAAAACCCUCAUCUUCCCUAGGUAAACCAAGAUGGGUAAGGAGAAGGUUCACAUUAACAUCGUGGUCAUCGGCCAUGUCGACUCCGGAAAGUCGACGACCACUGGUCACCUUAUUUACAAGUUGGGAGGUAUCGACAAGCGUGUCAUCGAGCGUUUCGAGAAGGAAGCUGCUGAGAUGAACAAGCGUUCCUUCAAGUACGCGUGGGUGUUGGACAAGCUGAAGGCCGAGCGAGAGCGUGGUAUCACUAUUGAUAUUGCGUUGUGGAAGUUCGAGACCGUGAAGUACUACUGCACUGUCAUCGACGCCCCUGGACAUCGUGAUUUCAUCAAGAACAUGAUUACGGGAACCUCGCAGGCUGAUUGUGCGGUGCUCAUCAUUGAUUCGACGACCGGAGGUUUUGAGGCCGGUAUCUCGAAGGAUGGUCAGACUAGGGAGCACGCGUUGUUGGCUUUCACUUUGGGAGUCAAGCAGAUGAUCUGCUGUUGCAACAAGAUGGACGCAACCACCCCGAAGUACUCCAGUGCACGUUAUGAAGAGAUUGUCAAGGAGGUGUCUUCCUACCUGAAGAAGGUUGGAUACAACCCUGAUAAGAUUCCAUUCGUUCCCAUCUCUGGGUUCGAGGGUGACAACAUGAUUGAGAGGUCGACAAACCUAUCCUGGUACAAGGGGCCCACUCUCUUGGAGGCGCUCGACAAUGUGUCAGAACCCAAAAGGCCGUCUGACAAGCCCCUUAGGUUGCCGUUACAAGAUGUGUACAAGAUAGGAGGAAUUGGAACUGUGCCUGUGGGUCGUGUGGAGACUGGAAUCAUCAGGCCCGGUAUGUUGGUUUGCUUCGCACCCACUGGACUGACGACGGAGGUGAAGUCCGUGGAGAUGCACCACGAGUCGAUGCCUGAGGCGCACCCAGGUGACAACGUUGGGUUCAACGUGAAGAAUGUGGCGGUGAAGGACCUUAAGAGAGGGUACGUGGCUUCGGAUUCGAAGAACGAUCCAGCGAAGGAGGCUGCGAACUUCACAGCCCAGGUUAUCAUCAUGAACCACCCAGGCCAGAUCGGCAACGGGUACGCUCCAGUGCUGGACUGCCACACAUCUCACAUUGCGGUUAAGUUCGCAGAGAUCUUGACCAAGGUGGACAGGCGAUCAGGUAAGGAGCUGGAGAAGGAGCCCAAGUUUUUGAAGAACGGAGACGCAGGGUUCGUGAAGAUGAUUCCGACCAAGCCCAUGACCGUGGAGACCUUUUCUGAGUACCCUCCUUUGGGUCGUUUCGCGGUGCGCGACAUGAGACAGACUGUGGCCGUUGGUGUUAUCAAGGCCGUGGAGAAGAAGGAGCCAACUGGUGCCAAGGUGACCAAGGCUGCCGCGAAGAAGAAGUGAAUAGUAUUUGCAUGGUGGUUUGUGGUGAAUUCGCUAGGACUUGGCUGUAAUGAUCAGUGGGUAGAAGUGACUAGUUCAUGUUUUUGUUCGAUGCGCUGGGUGGAAGCGCGGCAGAGGCAGAGUUGGGUACUUGAUAGAAGGUGGCGAGGUGAAAUGUAUGAUUCUCAGUUAAUCUUAUAAUGUGAUCGCACUUAAGCGCACAUUGCUUCAUUGCUC